AUGAAACAAGAAUCCUCGGUAGAUUCUCAAUAUCCAAUUGAAAUAAAAAUUGAAAGCCUUGAAUACUCACCUUUCCAAUUUGAACCAUUAUAUACCCAAACCUUUUUUUAUGACCCAAAUUCUGAUUCAGAAAUUUUAAAGAGUGAUAUUAGUUUACAUUCAGUUUUCUCCAAAUUAUUUGCAUCUCUUUUUGUUCUAAUAUCAAAAUUGUUUCAAUAA
Molecule: messenger RNA, 219 nt
Organism: Dictyostelium discoideum AX4
Lineage: Eukaryota; Evosea; Eumycetozoa; Dictyosteliales; Dictyosteliaceae
Exons: 1
Coding region: 1-219 (72 amino acids)
Source: RefSeq, a predicted model, not a curated record